AUGCAGCCAUUGAGCCUGAAGCCGCGGGAGUGUCCAUGGGCGUUCUACUUAUUCAAACCCGAGCCGAAUCUGGAGACUCUCCUGCAGCUUUGCGCCUACACGCUCUCCUGCCGCAACCGGGCAGUCUUUGCUGAGAUUGAUGUUUCGGGCUGUGAAGUGAAUCAUGGAGCGAAUGCCAGCUUCAGCGUUGUCGUGGACGUCGACUUCAUCGAGUUCGCUCUGAUCGACCGCAUUUGUCCGCUUUUAUCGAGGAAACCGCUUGCAGAGGAAUGGGCUGCUUGCCAAAAGCGCCGCUAUGAGGAGGAGCUCAAAGGCAAGUCAUGGGAAACAAGAACUCACGAACUUUCGUGCUUGCUAGGCUUGCGCAUUCGUUCUUUGAUGCUGGAGCUGCCUGGGACAAUGCUGGAGAGUGUGUGUGGGCACCAGUUGAAUUUUCUCCCAUCGGUGCUGCAAGCCAAGCGGGAGCCAGAAGAUGCCGAGGAUGCCCUCACCACCUGGCUGAAAAAGGUCGCUGCUCUGCACGAUCUCCGUAAGGCUGCUGCCGCUCCUGCUUUCUAUUUUCAUGAGUUUUCUGACAUGGAUGGCACCUCGCAAGUGGAGCUGGCAAAGUGCCAGCAGAGGUGUGAAGAGCUUUCCGAGGAGCUGGCCAUGGCCAAGGCCGAGCUGUGCGAGCUGAGAAAGGAGAGCACGUGCCCGGCCAGAGAGGUCCAAGCCGGAAAGCAGAGCAAGAGCAGCCUGACAUUUCAGCCAGAGACCUUGCUGGAUGCAGCCGAGUUUCGCGCGAUGCUCGUCGAGAACGCAACCUACAAAGAGCGGUGCGAGCAAACGAAGCUGCGGCUCGACAGAGCCGAGGCGGACUUGUCCCGCAAAACGGCGGAGAAGGAGCGCCUGUUGGUCGAGAGUGCAACCUUAAGGGAGCGAUGCAGGAUUGUUGCACACCAGCCUCAGGGUUCGAGGGAGGAGCGAGGUGGUGCCGCAACGUCAGGCGCAGCUUUUGCGACGAUGAGCCCAAGUGGAACGGAGGCUUCCAGCCAGGACUCGGAUCCUGCGGAGCGGAUGGGCUUCACGGUGGUGGAUGAUUGUGCCUCGUCCGUGUUGAGCCACUCCUCCUGGUUCUCCGUGAAACCACACGGCCGCUGCUUCGUGACAGACGCCAUUUUCCGCACGCGAAGCUGUGGCAUCGAUUUCUUUCUGAUGGGGAAGGACCUGGUCAAAGGCUCUCGUGUUGUGGCUGCGGACAACGAGACCAUUCUGGAAGUUGCAGCAGCGCCUGAGGUGUUCAAGGAGACGGCUGGCUUUGACCUACAAGCUGGGGACGCAGCCCUGCGGGUGACUGCGGAUCACUUGGUGCUGGUCUCUGACCCACAAGCUGCGUCAGGCAUCUAUGUCAAAGCAGGCAAUCUCAAGGAAGGUGACCUUGUCAUGCUUGACUCGUGGGAGCCUGUGCCCCUCAAUGGCAUGAAGGCUUGGUCCGCUGAGCAGGAAGUACUGAAGGUGGUUUUCCAGCCGGACCUGCCCAUCGCCGUCUUCUCGUGUCCGCCGUGCAUUCUCAGCAAGGGCCAGAAGAAGCAGCAGACACGUCGUGGAGGCAUGCGCCACAUGAAAUGCAGAAGGGCAGGGGCAGAGCACGACCAGGCGAAGACGGGCAGAACAGCAUUCCCAAGACACAGGGCGCUUACACGGACUGAGAUCGCCCGCCUCCACGUUGAGCUUAAUACGACUGCACACACAAUUUUGACGAGCUUGAGCAGCCAUGCCCGGAUUGAAGUGCACGGCUUUGACGCUGGUGCGCGAGGAUCCGUGGCUCAGUGCUGGAUUUACCGGGAGUGCAGUGCACGCGGUUUUUUGGAGACACGCAGUGCUUGCACGGCCGGCCCCUUCAAUCUUUCAAUCUUCCCCGGGGCAGCUUGGAAAUCUCUCCCUUGCGCAGAAGAACGCAGGUGGCCUUCGUCAAUCUCCUGUCGUGCCGAUCCUAUGAUGGAGGACUGUCCCGGAGAGUCCGUUCUGGACGUGUCGAGUGUUAGGUUAGGCUAUUGUUCAAGCAUGUUUUCUAGCUCUAGCCGUUGUCAAUCGUGCCAUGAGGCACGGGGGCCUGAACGUCGGAGUGUUCUAGUUUGCCUGAGUGGUAUGCCUUCUGUUUUGCGCUUCACUUUCGAGGCUCCCUAG
This is a messenger RNA of Symbiodinium sp. CCMP2456, 2166 nucleotides long. The record is from the annotation of a GenBank genome assembly. NCBI's taxonomy places the organism in Eukaryota, Dinophyceae, Suessiales, Symbiodiniaceae.